GGCUUCCGAGCCCGGAAGCUGGAGAAUCGUGGAAAAAAAACAAAUAGAUUGUGGUCAUAACAUCACUUGACCAAAUCCUUGGCCAAAGGAAGACGGCUACAUAAAGAUGUCCGGAGACAGCUUGUGGUGGAAAAAACUUGACGGGCACACUGUUCAACUUCUACUGUGCCAGAAGCCACCGAGCCCCAGUCCCGAGUUCCAGGUUUGGUGCGGGUUUUAUUAUCUGUCGACAUGCGUACCUUCGAGAUCUCUGUAGCAGCUUGUGCCCUUUUGGGACUUGCCAUCGCACAUGAUGAUCCUUUUGCCUUGCCUCUUUGCAAUGGUGUUGACAUCAAGGAUGCGACAAUCGACUCCUUACAGACAUGGAUGACUGAGGGCAGGUUGACAAGCCAGGACCUGGUGACCUGCUAUCUAGCAAGAAUCGAGCAAACAAACGGAUAUCUCGCUUCGAUCAGUGAAGUCAAUCCAGAUGCCCUCGAGAUUGCUGCUGCCUUGGACGAGGAGAGGGCGACCAAGGGCAUUCGCGGGCCAAUGCACGGCAUUCCAUUUGUGGUCAAAGACAAUAUGUACACCGACGACAAGCACAACACUAGCGAGGGUACUUUGGUGCUUCUCGGUGGCAGGUAUGUUGCCGAAGCGACCGUGGUCACCAAAGUUCGCAACGCUGGGGGUGUUCUAUUGGGCCAUAGCACCAUGUCCGAGGCCGCCGACCAUCGUGCAUUGUCCCAAUACGCCAGUGGCUACUCUAGUAGAACCGGACAAGGAAGGAAUCCUUACAAUCUCACGCAGUCGACGGCAGGCAGCAGUUCUGGAUCCGUCAUCGCAAUCAGAAGUAAUCAAGUUCCAGUUGCUCUUGGAACAGAAACCCACGGAUCACUGGUGCAUCCGUCAUGCCAACUAGGUCUCUACACGAUCAAGUCGACCCCAGGGUUGAUGUCGCGUUUCGGUAUUGUGACUGGCAGCUAUUAUCACGACACAGCUGGGCCCUUGGCUCGAAGUAUCAAGGACGCCGCUAUCCUACUCGACAUCAUGAAAGGUAUUGAUAGCCGCGAUAAUCUCACAUUCGAAGCUGCUGGAAAGUAUCCGACGGAUGGUUAUACUUCGCACGUGGUGGGUAAAGAUGCGCUUCGUGGUAUGAAGCUGGGCGUCCCAUGGGAAGCAUACUGGGCUUCGAACGGACACGUCAACUCCCCUGGCAAUCGAGAGCAGUUUGAAGAGACUUUCGCCACCCUGGAAGCAGCAGGUGCCGAGCUUUACAAUAUCACGGAUGUCAACCCAUUUGCCAAAGUCACAAACUCGUUCGGGGGAGGAAUGCCAGCAAGCACACCUCCAGAGCUCAACCACCUGAUCGCAUUCAGCACCCUCAUGUCAGUCGGCUAUGCCGAAUGGCUUCGAAAUUGGACGUUUCCCGAGGGUGAUGAACGCUAUGGCAUGAGCACGAUAGAGGAGAUGGUGGAAUGGAACAAGGCCAACAACGACACAACGGGUGCCCUGGGCAAUGGCACUUGGUGGUGGAACAACGUGACCGGACAAAGCUUUUACGACAACGCCGUUGCAACCAACGGCAGUAUGGGAUCCGAGUUCUGGACCGCCUUUGGCUGGGGUCGCUCCAUGGCUCGACAGGCCAUCGACAAUGCACACGCUUACCAGCUUGAGAAUGGCACCGUGAUCGCUCUCGAUGGUGUCCUCAUUCCCAACGGCCGUGAUGGCAACCAAGGCAACGCCUGUGCAAGUGUUCCAGCAUAUGCAGGUUAUCCUGUUGCCCAAGUCCCUAUUGGUAUGGACGGCUACUCGGUGCCCUUUGGUCUCUGCGUUUAUGGGCAUCAAUAUGGCGAGGCGAAAUUGGUAACAGUGGCCUCGGCCAUGGAGGACCUGUUUCAGUGGAACGAAGAGCCUAUGUGGUACAACUAUGACACUGCAGAAGGCCCAUGGGACGCUUUCUGGCCAGGCUAUACCUGCUCCCAAGCUAGUCUUGGGGAGUUUGGCUGUGAGCCAGCCUGAAAGAAUAGCGGAUGAUAAGUAAUACUCCUUGAUAGAGC
Exophiala mesophila is the source of this 2039-nucleotide messenger RNA. RefSeq lists its product as uncharacterized. The coding region runs from base 232 to 2001 and encodes 589 amino acids. The record is from RefSeq and is a predicted model, not a curated record. The transcript has 6 exons. NCBI's taxonomy places the organism in Eukaryota, Fungi, Ascomycota, Eurotiomycetes, Chaetothyriales, Herpotrichiellaceae.